Molecule: messenger RNA, 1173 nt
Organism: Aegilops tauschii subsp. strangulata
Lineage: Eukaryota; Viridiplantae; Streptophyta; Magnoliopsida; Poales; Poaceae
Product: HVA22-like protein f
Source: RefSeq, a predicted model, not a curated record
GUUUCGGGUUUAAGGUUGAUAGAUUCACUGAUCAGCACUUCUCUGCGCAACAAGCCAGGGAAGACAACGACAGGCGCAUGGAAAGCAGGAUUUCUUUCAGAAAGCUGCGCCCACUGACUCUGAACUGAACUGAAAACGGAAACUUCUGAUGCAUGUCACCUAAGGUAGCCCUCUGGUCGUGCAACCUUGCAAAAGGGUGCUGGCGAAACGUGCAAUCGCCUGAGACCAUCCAGUUUGUUCUUGCUUUCCUUGGGCCAAGAGUAAGGGAGACUUCGCAUCGUAUCUGCAAGGGUUCCUUCCUUGCCCCCCUUUAAACCCCAGUUUUAAACUGCCCCAACACAAGUAUAAAACCAUCAGGUGUGUCCCUUGUCAUCCACACCGUCCCAUACCGACAGACCGACCGACCGAGGACAUCAAGAAACCUCGGAGAAAGCCUCUCGCAAGCCGCGGCAGCGAACCAUGGGUGUUCUUGGUGCCCUUGCCAGGCAUUUGGAUUCCCUUGUUGGCCCAGGAAUCAUGCUGCUUUAUCCGCUGUACGCGUCGAUGCGCGCGAUCGAGAGCCCUUCUUCCUUGGAUGAUCAGCAAUGGCUCACCUACUGGGUGCUGUACUCCCUGAUCACCCUCUUUGAGCUCUCAUGCUGGAAGGCUCUCCAGUGGCUCCCUCUGUGGCCAUACAUGAAGCUCCUCUUCUGCUGCUGGCUGGUGCUGCCGAUCUUCAACGGCGCGGCCUACAUCUACGAGACGCACGUCCGGCGCUACUUCAAGAUCGGGCAGUACGUGAGCCCCGGCUACAGCGAGAGGCAGAGGAAGGUGCUGCAGAUGAUGAGCCUCGACGCGCGCAAGUCCGUCGAGCGCUUCAUCGAGACGCACGGCCCCGGCGCUCUGGAGAAGAUCAUCCAAGCCGCUGAACAGGAAGCCAAGAGAGCCUAGGUUUAUUUAGCGUGUGGUGAGGUGGAAGGCAUUCUUUCAACCGGGAGAAGAGAAACGAGUGGAAAUGAAAAUGGCUGCCGUGUGCUGUGAUCAAUAUGCUUCAGCAGCUGUUAUCCUUGUGCCGUGUGUUUGUAUUUGAUCUGUUGGUUGGACUUGGCAAGAUACCUUGCUGUACAUAAGAGAUGAUGAAUGAAACAUUCAGGCUAUACAUGUGAAAUGUGAUGUGAUGUACUCAACACGAAA